GUGAAACCAAAAAAAAAAAAAAAAACUUGCAGAAAAAUGAAAGGGAAUAAGAAGAUUAGUUCGAUUUUCGAGAAUCGCCAUGUAUCUGCGUCUCAGGAGGUUUAUCUACAGCGAUGCGGCUUCGCCGUACCGGGUCAACCACCUCAAGAUUCCGAUCCUUCCGCCGGAGUCUCGCCACCACCGUUAAACGACGGAAUUCCAUCUCAGCGUUCGUCCGAUGAUUCGGAGACGGAUAGUGUAAUCGGUUCGGGUCACGAUGCGGUGGAGAGUCAGGCGAUUCGAUUCGUCUCUUCGGAGGAAAGCGUGGACACCGUUGAUUUAGAGGAGGAUGUUGCAGAUCCAACGGUUGAGGUUUUGGCGGAGGAUAAGCAGAGUGAUGUUCCUCUGGAAUCUGCAGCGAAGGAAGAUAGAAGAAAGAGACUUAAGCUUCCUUUGAGAGAUGUUGUAAAAGCCAUUGUUAUGAAUUCGAAGAACACAGAGGAAGAAGAAGCUGACAAAGAGAUUAAGAAGUUGAGCUGUGUGCAAAUCCUCUUACAAAAGGGAUUCAAAUUUUAAGGUGAUUUCAAUUGAAAUUUCAUGUGUUUUUGUGUUA
Arabidopsis lyrata subsp. lyrata is the source of this 592-nucleotide messenger RNA. RefSeq lists its product as uncharacterized. Bases 37 to 555 code for a protein of 172 amino acids. The transcript has a single exon. The record is from RefSeq and is a predicted model, not a curated record. Lineage: Eukaryota; Viridiplantae; Streptophyta; Magnoliopsida; Brassicales; Brassicaceae.